Larimichthys crocea (large yellow croaker) is the source of this 1250-nucleotide messenger RNA. It is a transcript of the gene cd28, whose product is annotated as CD28 molecule. Lineage: Eukaryota; Metazoa; Chordata; Actinopteri; Sciaenidae. Gene Ontology annotation, biological process: T cell receptor signaling pathway; regulation of T cell proliferation. The coding region runs from base 58 to 804 and encodes 248 amino acids. The record is from RefSeq and is a predicted model, not a curated record. Gene Ontology annotation, cellular component: external side of plasma membrane. The transcript has 5 exons.
UAAUGACAUUUGUUCACUGUGAGGGUGUUUCUGUGUAACUGUAAGAGACACUGUAGGAUGUUCCUGGCCCACUGUGUUAUGGAAUGGAUUGUGCUGACAGUCCUCAGCCUCUGCCUGCCUGUGUGGAGUGCUGUGAAGGUGAUCCAGCCCUAUAGAGUGGUGAGCACCAAUGGUACAGCACAAGUCCAGUGCUUCAUCCAACCGCGACCCUCCUACCACCAGAUCCAGCCCCCCAUCGACCAAAGCCAGCUAUACCCCUACCCCAGCCCAGAAGAGCUCCGUGUGACUCUGCUGAAAGGCCUCCAUGGCACAGAGAAAUUCUGCUCGUCUAUACUCAACUACACAGAGAAGAACAAGACAGGAGUGGAGAAGGAGGAAGAGGUGCAGUGCUCUGCUUAUUUGAAAGAGGGAGCUGUGGAGGUGACGGUAUCCGGAUUGCAAGCCACAGACACAGAUAUAUAUCGCUGUCAGGUUGAAGUCUUCUACCCACCACCGUACCUGCAGCUCACAGGCAACGGCACGCUCAUUCAUGUCUUAGAAAGCCCUGACUGUCCCAUGCAGGGGGCUCACAGACAGACUGCACUGCAGGGUAUUGGAGGAGAGGUUGAUGAGGGUGAUGAGAAGACAGAAGCAGUCAGUGUUCCUGUGGUUGUACUGGUGAUACUGGUCAUGUUUGUCCUCAUCAUCAUUAUCUACUUCCAGACACUACAGUGUGAACGAGGGAAGAGGGACAUUGUAAGACCCCUGCCUGGCAUGCUUCACAAAUUGGAUCCUUCUGCAUUUUCACGUGACAACAUUGCAUGAAAACCACACAAAUGUGUCUCCUCUACCCCAAGAAUACUCACCUUUGGGCCAUCAUGUCCAAAGCAGCCUCGUAUCUGCCUAGAUGCAUGAGAAUAGCGUUGAUUAGAAAGGAGGGUUAGAGGGAUAUGGUCAUUAUUAGCUGUUUAUGAAAUAUCACCUCUGUUAUGAGGUUCUUUUUUUCUUUGAAACACCAAAAUGACAUUGAGUGUCUGUGUAUAUUUUACUUAUUAAGUAUAAAAGUAAUGUUUACGUUGUUGUAAACAGAUUAUAAUAGCAGGUUGGAAGGUUUGUAUAGCUACUACUGUGUAACUUCGCUAAACACUCCAGCGAUGCAAUGCUUUGAAUCAUCAUUGUGGCUAUUGAAUCUGCCUGUGAGUAUAUUAAUAAUUACUAUAUUUGUAUAUUUUGUUGCCAUUGCAAUGUUAAGCAAAUAUUCAUGUUGGAUA